GAUCGGAUGUCGUCUGGUCGGACCGGAUGGCGUUCGAGUAGAGGAAGUUUUGUUUUGCGAGUUUUCCGUCUGAUUCGACGGGCUGGUUAUUUAGUUAAAGCGCUUUGAAAUAGUACGAAAUGGUUGUAUGGGAGAUUGCAUAAACGUUAAAAGCACAAGUGUAAAAGGCGAGAGUAGAAGCCGAAGCUGUUGAAGCGGCGGAACUCUACACUUUAACAGUAACCCGAGAGCACCUUGCUGCUAAGCUAACGUUAGCGCGGCUAGCGUUAGCUUCAAGUCUGUGUUUUAUUGAAGGGGGCUCUCCGAGCUAACGAAGCCAUGGGGAACCGGGGCAUGGAAGACCUGAUUCCCCUCAUUAACAAGCUUCAAGACGCUUUCAGCUCCAUUGGCCAAAGUUGCAAUUUAGACCUUCCUCAGAUCGCUGUGGUUGGAGGACAGAGCGCCGGGAAAAGCUCGGUACUGGAAAAUUUCGUCGGCAGGUAGGUACUUGUUUCUGACUUGGCUUACGAUGACAAUUAGCUCUAAGUUCACAGUUUUUCCUUCAAUCUGUGUUAAAACUAAUCACACCCCUAUGUUGACUCACCUUUAUACGGUGAAUGGUAGGGGUGGGACGAUAUGUUGUUCUCCUGAUUCGAUUCUUCUACGAUAUUUUGGAUGCCGAUCCGAUUUAAAUCGCGAUUAUAUUAUAUUGUAGAUUUUGUGAAUAUUCAGUCUGCAUUUUUAACAUCAGUGAAACAGCUGAAGGAUUUUUAUUGUCUACUGACUACUACGGAAACCAUAUUUCGGUUUAAAAAUUGUAAAACAAUAGAUCGUGAUACUUAUGUGAAUCGAUAUUUUUUCUCUGGGAUGCCCUUUCCGUGGUGCACAGUGUCCCUCUUCUGAGCACCAAUACCUCGUGUUAUACUUGACAAUCAUAAAACACUUAUGGGUUCAAAUUUAAGCAAUAGCCGUGGAUCAAUGUUGGUAAAUGCACAGUAUUGAUUUCGUCUGAAUCUAUCAGGAAAGAUAUACUGCACCGUGUUUUCAGCCGUACAUUUUUCUAUAUAAAUUGCAUUUCAAGUGCAAACCGUAAUACUUGUCUUCAAUAAAUCACCAUGCAGAUUGAUUAAAUUUGCUUCCAUUUGUUUGACCUAUGUGCCAAAAACUUGUUCUGUGGUUUUAUUUAUAUUUACAUGACGCUCCCAGGAGUUCCUCUUGGAUUUGCAUGUUGUCAUCAUCUAGAUUGUUGCUGAAAGAUGUUCAUUUGAUUUUUCUUGUGUGACAUUGAAGUGUGUUGUAAGGUAAAUAUGCUUAGUCUAUUAGGUUUGAGAGACUGCAAACAUGUUCUUGCAAAGACAAGUGCAGGUAAACACUAGAGGAAGUGACUUCUUGUCUUUGGGACUUUGAUGUUUCCCAAGAGCUUUUUAUAGUCUUUACUGCAAGUCAUUUGUCAAACAUCAUAAGUUCGUUCUUACUAUUGCGGGCACUACUUCCUUGACCAUCUUCCCUUUUUGUUACUGGUUUUUUUUUUUCUUAAUCAGGGAAAUAGGAUUGAAGUCUCUCAUUUCUCCCUGAGGUGUUAAGGUCAAUCUGAAGUGCUUCUGAACAGGCUGAUCCUGUCAUCUUCAACAAACAGGCUGGGUCUCUCUUGUCCUCUCCCACAUCAGCAGAGAGGGAGAUCGCCCUGCAGAUAUAGAAACAAAACAAGCCUGCUCCAAAGCAGCUUGUCGAGCAGGUUUCCAAACCCAUAGAGUGACAAUCUGUGUGUGUAACCCAACCCACACAGGGAUCGUACACAUGCACGCAGGCCAGCCUGCAGAGAAGUGGAAGUACAUCUGUUAUUAAGAUGGCAUUCAGACAGGCCUUGGUUACAAACAGACUAGACAGAGCAUGUCAUAACUGCUCUUAGACAAGAACAUGCAUGCAGAUUAGGCUACUAUUCAGUGCAUAUUAGUUCAGAUUACAGGCACUUAAGGCACAUUAUCUGAACUCACUGUUAAGACUAUUCAAGGCGACCUAAUUUCACAGCAUUUGAAGGCCUCCUCCUUUCUGCCUGUUGAACCAAUCGUUGAAAAGUUGCACAAAUGCUGACCUGUUAACAACUGUACAGACUCAUUCUACUAUAAAGUAAGGGAGGGUGUGCUUUCGUGUCUUUUUAUCCAAACAAUAAAAGCAUCAGCCGCCCUGUUGCAGGCCACCUUGAAACUCCUGGUCAAACCCAGCACUUUGGAGGUGCUGCACGUUGCCAUAACAACAUGUGUGUUAAUGUUAAUAUGACUCAUGGUCCAGAUAAGGGCUUGUUUAAGUGCAGGAGCAGAUCAAUAUGUAACAGGGUUUGACACUAACUUUUUCACAAGGAACACACGUGCUCCAAAGUUGAAAAAGUAAGGAGCACACAAAGAACUUUAGGGGAACAAUGAAAAUUGAUCGAAAACAUUUGCCUUAUUGGUUGACAUAAGUACUAUUAUUUGAAAUCAAUUUGAGGUUUUUUGGUCACAUGACAUGGAAGCUAUUGAAGGAAAACUACCUUUUUUUUUGGAACAUUAACCGGUAAUUUAUUGAUGGUCCCUUAUUUAACACCUGACGUUAACUGUGAGGGUGCCGAGUAAAUUUGACUGCUGCUGUUGCUAUUCCCAGUUAUGGAGCGUGGGAAGACACCGGUAGAUCCGCAGUGAAUGUCCGUCGAAUAUCAAACCUAAAACUAACUUCACAAGUAAAAUGUUCACACUGUGGAGUCCUGUGUAAAAUAGAAAUCUUGCUUUUAUGAUGAUUUCAUACACAAAACUUGAGUGUUUAAUGUUGCGUUAGAUCAAACCAAAAGCACCAGCUGAGCUUCUGCUGCCUCGAGACCUUGAGGUUAACCUGCUCCCGCCUGAUCUCACAACUGAUGUCUUCAUCUGAUACCAAAUGAACUAACCUCGAGUGACUCGAACGUUCAGCUGUGUCAACUUGUUUGUCUCUCGUUGUUCAGUUUCUGCUUUACAUUUCCUGGUUCUAAAAAAGGAAAGUAGGACUAGACCAGUGUAGUUUGUGUUUCUUGUUUUUCUUUUUGUCCUGAUCUUUAGCCCAGACAGUUGGGCGGGAUCGAAAAUGUCUUCCCCUUGAGUGUUCAGUCCAUCUUGUGUGAAUUUGAUAUGGGCUUUUUUUCCCUCACAAGUUUGUCACUAGAGACCAGAUCACAUCGGCCACCCAGUCUGCAUUUUCAGCUGAACAGAGGCUAAUCAGAUCACUCUGGCUCAUCAGCCUGAUGCUUCUCUGAGAAUGUUUCUGUCUUCUGUCUGUUGUCUGCUCGGUGGGGAGGGUGUGUGAAUGUGCUGACGGCUUGUUUAACUUCAUCUCAAAGCAACUAAACGCCGGGCCUUAGUGAAUGCGGGUCUCCAUUAUUGGCCGUGCUAUGAUGUCAUUGUCCAAGGGAGUGAAGACAUCGUAUCUUUUACUGCAAGCUGGUCUGGGUGGAGGCCGUUAUCAGAUUUGUGGCGAGUACUUUAGGAGGAAAGCAGGAGCUCUUCAAGUGCAGCGGAGGCGAAAAUACAAUCAUGUUAGCAAUUGAAAUCUAUUGGAUGGCUUUCAACUUCAAACUAAUUGUUAUUAUCUUUAUUUGUAUCUGUGGAUUUACUGUGAGAUGGAGAUGAAGAUAUAGAAACACAUUAGCAGAAGUGGCCACCAGUUUGGAUGCUGGAUUGUGUCUCACAGCAGACAUCACUGCCAGGGAUUUUCCACUAAGCAGUUGGAUUUUGAUAGUUCUUGAAAAGGAUUUUCUGCCCAGUGAUGCCUCUCGGUACCCGCAGUGACAGACUGCAGUGGGGGAAUGCGGGUAGCCAUAAUUGUAUGUUCAGUGCCGCACCAUAGACCCUUGGGAGGAGUCCCGUCAAACCACAAACAAAUUUUGUGUCCUGUUUAGCUCCCUCGAGAGCAUUCUUUGACCUCAGAGUUUCAGACGCCAGUUUCCCGUGUGCGGUCGAGGAAUAGGAGGAUCAGCUGUGGGGCUCUGGCUCCUCAUAAGUUGUUCUGCCUGUUUGAAAGAGACAGAGGCUGCGGGGGCAAGCAGACAGGGGGAGGGGAGUUGGCUCUCCUGUUCUCUGCCCUACUCUCGCUUGCUUUUGCUUUCUCUUGUGUUGGAGGGAGGGAGGGAGGCUCACAGACUGAUGCUCUUUGCUUGGCCAUCCAUAAUGCAUGAAAUGAUACACAAUCUGCUCAGCCUCGUCUAUCAUUUACAGCGCAUCAAUAAUACAUCUUAGCCUCUUUCCUUUUUUUCCCCUCGAUAUGCCACUGCGGUUAAUCUGAUUCUGGCGAUUAAGACUAAAAAGUUCAACCCUGCCCAGGACGGCACUUUAUAAGACAUUGAUUACCAACCAAAUACGAUUGAUGCUUUUAUUUAAAUCCACUUUUACACUGAAGUUGAGUCGUCAUAAUUCUCCUUUUUUCUCUUACCACUUUGUAUUUUCAUCUUAAACCCCCAAAACCAGCUCCUGUUCCUCAUCCGGACCUCUCUUUACUGUCCGCCAUGUGGACAAAUGCCUGCAUGCUUCACAUUAUGUGCAUGACACAGCAACAGUGCUGACCCACGGACCUGUGGGUUUUUGCUGAUGUGGGAAACGUCCUGAACAUUCUCCACUGUUCCACCACACAGCUGCAGUCUAGGAAAAAGCAGGCAUGAUGUCGUAUCACCAAUAUGAUAUCGUCCUCUCAGGCCUGUGGGUCUAAAAGAAAAGAGGAAAAUGUUGGUCAGUGACACGCUCAGUUCUGCUUUGACUGGGGCCGGUGAUUGCCACCAGAUGUAGUAUGUGUGCAGAUCAGCAGAGAGGCUUUCAGAAAUGGGAGGGGUGUGAAGAAGACUGGGUGGGGGAGCCUCAUCUAAGAGAGGGCUGACUAAGCAACUUUGACCGUGUGGUUAAAAAUUCCUCAGGUGCACUGUCACUUUAAGAGAAACACACGAGCGGACUGUGUGAAAAGGGUUUCAUUGAUUCAUGCAGGCCUGUGUGUUAAUAAUGCACUGGGGCAACAUUUGAUGUCGCUUGCUUACUGUCUACGUUGCGCUUGUGUAACACAUAACAUUGUGCAGUUAAGUAGCACAUUGCACGUUUGUGUUUGAGGUGAAGACAGCAAGACUCUGGUAAGCUGUUAUGGGAAAUGGUGUUGACACAGUUAAGACUCGCUCAAACACUGCAGGUCUGCUGAAACCCUGGGCCGGGCCCGUCCUGGAGAUAGGCAUUAAUCUGUGUUGUGUGCUAGUUCUUUAAUGAACCGGUUUUCUGUAGAAACUAAAACGUAAUGGUUCAGAAAAAGGUUGGUUGGGUUCAGGUUCCUGGUUUGGAAAUCUUUUAGGGAAACAAACGAAACGCGUGAAUGCUAAACACUCGUCCUUUUUAGGGAACUAGAAGAACUUUAACACGUCGUCCAAAGUGCAGCAUCAACAGUUAAAGCUUGUUGACUCGCUCAUUUCUUUUUAUAACAUUUUGAAUUAAACAAAACCAAAAAAGCCUCUGCCAAAUGUGUGCGGGUAAAAUCCAUGAUGGCGGUACUAGUCUAACUAAUCAAAAAAAGUCAUUUAAUUAAAAAAUAAGUUAAGUCAGACAAAAUUUACCUGAGUGUACAAAUAAAGUAACCUUUUACCUUUUGACCAUUGACCUAAGUCUGCUCAAGUUUUACUGCAUUUUUCUUGCAGUUUCAGCCUCUCCCUUUCUUGCUCCUCUGCCGUCUGUCGAGUGUCUACAAAUAUGUCUAUGCACACAAAAAAACUGCUCAAACAAGGUAUUUAGGAUCACGACUUUAUGACAAGGCGGUGAGCUAAAGGUCGGUUUUAGUUGCUGUGUGGAUAGCUGUGUUACUCUGACAGUGAUACGUAUGCUAUUAGGUCUGCUAUUGGAAAAAGUGCCACUGAUAUUUGCCCUCUCUGUUACAUAAACUAGGAUAAAGAAAAAGCACAAGAAUUCAAACUAUUUGGAGGGGUGUGUUUUUAAAUAUAGUUCAUUCAUAGUUUUACAUUAUUUAGCUCUAAUGUCUAUUUUUUGCUUUCAAAUCAAAAUCUUUCUUCACUUUUUUAUUACACUGGGUCCAGACCUGUCACAACAGUAGCCGUCACAUACUGUCGGAGCGUCACGUUUCUCAAUAGACUUUACAAAUCAAUGCGUCUGAGUGACUCUGAAGUUGUCAAUGACUUCUGGUCAAGUUUCAAGUUUUGUUUGAUUUGUGUCAGGUUGUAACUUUUGAAUAAAACAGAAACUCAGUGACUUUUUCCUCUAAUGUUUUUGCACUUCAGGCGUGAUCACUCUUAAGUUGACACUCCGUGGUCACGUUAGCAGUAUGUUUAUGUCCCCUUAACUGUCGAAACACACAGACGAGUGAGAAGUGAGAAAGUUUUUUCAGUGGGUGUUUGGGGCCCUCUCAGUUUACUGUCAUGUGAUGUGCAGAUAUACUGUGCAUGCAAAGUGGACAGUCCUCUGUUCCCAGUUCUCUGUCAGUUAUUCAGUAUUUGACAGAAAUAAGAAAAGUUGGAGAAGUUUUCUUUGCCUCAAACUGUCCCAAAUGUUGGCCUCUCUGUUUCUGUUAGGGCUGGACGAUAAACCGAAAAUUUACUAGUACCGAAAUUUACAACAAUAACCAAGGUCAUUCUGCCCAUGUCAAUAUAAUAGGUGUCAAAUAAAUGAAUAAAUAAGAAAAAGGUUUUGGACGUGUGUAGGUAGGCUACCCACUGAGCAAUAGACGGCUAUUCGACGUCUAGUAUUUUUUUUAAGACCUAAUUUCAACCGUCUAGAUUCUGUUUAUUUUUAGACAGAAUUUAGACGUUGCAGUUUAACACAUUAUUCGAUAACUAUUUAUUUAAAAAAGCAACUGUGAGUUGCAUAACUGAUCUCCAAGUACUUAACAAAAAUAAUUAUGAUAGCCAAUGAGCAAUUAUCAGUGUAGUGAUAUAGCCCAGAUUUAAAACUUUCAUUUUUAGACCUGUGGUAGCCUGAUUUAAGACCACUCGUCUAGGCUACAUUUAGACGUCUAUUAGACCUCUUUAAGACCAAAAAAUGCUCAGUGGGUAUGUUCUCAUGUCCCUUUAAGACGCUGUCCUACUUAGUAGAUGUGACUCCACCCCAUCCAGUCCGUAACAAAGAGGGAAAGACAGGUGAGGAGAUGGAGGACGGUUCAAAAGUUGUAGCGGCUGAAGUAGACGAAGUUAAUGAGGGAGGGGUUGAGCAGCUUGUGGAGUAGUUAUCAUCCGCCUAUUGUUAUCGAGGUGAACUUCUCAAUAUAUCAUAAUAUUGAUUUAAGGCCAUAUCACCCAGCCCUAGUCUCUGUGAUGGCCAUCUGACAUACACCCAUAUUCCUGGUUUCCUAGGUGACAGUCUAGUUCAUGAUUAGCUGGCUGGAGCAGCAACACAAGCACCUUGUCAAACAGUACAGGCUGGAGCAGCCUUUGAAGCACUGAAUAAACACUCCAGUACACUGAGAAAGACCAACAACACUUUAGUCCCCGGGCACUACAUCAGCCUAACAUUAAAUCAAUAGCAAAGAGUUCAUUCAUCAGUAGCAGCACCUCAUGGUUUUGUCUGCUACCUGCACAUUCAUUAACUCUUCCCUGACAACAGCUCUCCUGUGAAUUCCUCGGAGUAUUUCAAAUGAUUGAAAGCCAAAGAAGACCGAAGACUGUCCUCCUCAUGUUUAUUGCACUGUGGCAGCGAGCCAGCCUGCGUCAUUGUUGUGGAAAGCCCCGGGCUAAAGCAGGGGGGAAAUGUGUGUUUACAGAUGAAACCUGGUAAAUGUGUACAUACUCUCAGCUGUGCUUUUGUAGGUUUCAUUUGAGAGAUCAGAUCAGAAUAAAUGUCACUUAAACCGAGGACUUUAGGUGAGGAAUCAGGUCGAAUAAAGAUCCCAGUAAAACCAUCACCACUGUGUUGUAGGAGCGGAUCCAUUAUCAAGUGUUUGUGGAGCAUCUCUAAAGUCAAAUUAAAAGCAGAAGUGUGUUUGAAAUGCUCAAUAAUUUUUAAUCUAAAUUGAGCAGUAAUAAAGACCUGGAUUAAGUUUUGUUUCAGUGCAGCUCUCUUCUGUAACAGCAGAGUGGGUGUUUAUGAAUUGAUCCUUAGAGCUCUAAUUAUGAGAGAAAAUGACUUUGUCACGUUUGAUUAGUUGGGAGUCUAGUUGGAGGCGUGAAAUCCCCCCGUGUCUAUCAAUUUAACGGAUGCCACGCUGCAAGAAAAUGGACCUUCAGUGUAAUGAAUCAUUGAGCAUCCUCACUUUCUCCCCCUCUUUCUGCCUUUAUAUCUCUGUUGAACCCUUUUUUGGACUUCCUGUCUUUUCAUCUCUUUAUGCCCGUGAUUCUGGCGCUGAUGUUUCUCUUCCUGUUGUGCGUCUGUCUCUCUGUAGGGACUUUCUUCCACGUGGGAACGGCAUUGUUACCCGCAGACCUCUCAUUUUGCAGCUGGUCAACAAUAAAGCAGGUGAGUGUCCUCAUUCGGUGCACAGCCACCUCACUGUCCCCUUUCAUUGCUGCUCUGCAAAUGGCCUCCAUGUCCCGGUGCCUCCAGCUAAGUUCACCGCCUGUAACCUUCAUCUUUUAUAAUUCGAUUUCCCUUUCAUGUCAUUCCUCCCUGAUCUUUCGGUUUCUUUGUCCUCACGUCUCCCUCCACCCUUCCCCCGGUGUUUGUGACUUUGUCCCUUUUGUACAGAGUAUGCUGAAUUUCUGCACUGCAAAGGGAAGAAGUUUGUGGACUUCGAUGAGGUGCGAGCAGAAAUUGAAGCAGAGACCGACAGGAUAACGGGCUCCAACAAAGGCAUCUCCCCCAUCCCCAUUAAUCUGAGGGUCUACUCCCCACACGGUAAAGGACACAAGUCUUGUAAUGAGUCAAACAUCAUGUGAAUAUUAGGGCUGUCCCGAUACAAUAUUGAUAUCGGAUAUCGGUCCGAUAUCAAACAAAAAACAAAGAUCGGAUUAUAUCGGCCUGCAUCUAAAUAUCAAAAAGACACUCCGAUACAAGCAGUCUAUUCCAGACUCCGCUCCAGCACUUCUAUCUAGCAGCGCCCAGAUCCAGCAUGCAGAGCCCACAUGACCACAACAACAGUGUGUACUAAGGUACAAACAAAGCAGCAAGGAGUAGGAGUGAUGUCGGCCGUGUAGCAGUAUUUUUCAUUAAAGUCCAGAAAAGACAUCGCAGCUGCGUGCAAAACUUGUCAUGCACAAGUUUGUGCCAAUAUCAGAUCAAUAUCGGUAUUGGCCGAUACUGAAGGCUACAAUACUAGUAUUGUAUUGAAAGUAAAAAAGUUGUAUUGGGACACCCCUAAAGAAUAUGCUUUGUGAUGUAAAUAUGCAUGUUGAAUAAGACAUUUUCAACCAUCAAGUGUUUUCUGAUACUCUUUGUGAUUUUGUGUUUUUCCUUCUAAUAUACCGGAUUGUUUUUAGCCACCACAUAAAGUUUGAACCAUUAUGGUAAAAUAUUUCAAUGUGUCUGGAAUUUACUUGACUUUAAAAGUUAUGAAAAAUAUAAUAAAUAUAUUGUAAAUGUUUCCUCUGACAUGAGGAAAGAUUUUAUCAGUUUGUUUUCCAGACCUUGAGAGACAGUGUUGCUGUUUCAGCCAGUGUGGUUUUGUAAAACAUUAAAACGUUGUGAGGCGCCUGAUGCUCCAGUAAAGAGCUUUUUGGUGGUUAUGAAACAGACACAAAUCAAUACAAAAGCCUUUAUAUGAGCUUCAAAAGUAAACAAGAUUAUAAGCACCAUGUUUGGCGAUUUCUCUAAAGGAAUAUUUUGCCUUUUUUAAAAAAUAUAUCUCAAAGAUUGCCCAUGAGUUGCAUGUUCGACAUCUCAUGAAAAGACAGAUUAGAUUUUUUUAUCACAAAACAGCAUGGAGACAAAUUGCUUGCUUUGUCCUCCAGGGGUGCAUAAACUCAACACAUACAAAAAGCCCCUCACAGGAGCUUUAAAAAUAAACAGUUUUUGCAGCACCAUGGAUUGGCUGUCACAAACAUAUAUUCACCCCUCAUGAGAUCGGCCUCACAAGGUUCCCAGAAUGCAGCAAAUUUUUCACUCUCGUGUUUAUUUCCUCUGAGUAAAUGUCACAUUUUCAAUCAAUAAAACAAAGUGGUUUUGUUUCUGUGAAGUAAACAACAAUUAUGACUCGGUUUCCCAACAGAGAAGUCAAACUACCCAAGUGUCUCAUACACAAGACGAAAGCUUUUUCUGACAUACAGGCAUAGAUUAGUAAACUCAGAGAGAUUUUUCUUUUAGGAUCCGAUACUGCCUCUAAGACCAGAAAGGAAAAGAAAUUGAAAGGGUGCAUUAAGGUCACAAUGCUAUAUUUAUCUUUAACUUUCAUUUCAGUAUUUCCCACAUAAUGACACCUGAGAUAUUGGAGCUUACAUCACACACCAUAAUAACAAUUUUCCUCUCUCACACACGGCAGUGGGCCCUUUCCCCUGGGAAUUUUACAAAGACGCCCAAACAGCAAAUCUUUCAUUUUGACAUGUUAUGUCACAGCAAAGAUCCGGAAGUGAGUUGAUGCGCAACCAGGUGCACAUCACUUUUAAAACUGCGGUUUAUUUUUAAUAUGAGAUGUGGACUCGAUCCCUGCUGUAACAAGAGGGACCUGUUCCUCUUUGAUCACCUGCAGAGCAUGUGUCAGGGUUACCGCAGGUUACCAGACAUAAAAGGCAGAAGUCAAUGAGCGAUCAUCUAAUUAAUUUAGAUGACAGUCUUAUACAGAUAAAAAGCAACAUAGAAAUUGUGGUGAUGAAAUAGAAGCCACUCUUAUACACUUUACAUCUGUUUCUAAUCACUAUGAUUUCUAUCUAUGUUACUUAGUACUGAACCUGACCCUGAUCGACCUCCCGGGGAUGACCAAGGUCGCUGUCGGGGACCAGCCUGUAGACAUUGAGCACCAGAUCAGGGACAUGCUCAUGCAGUUCAUCACCAAGGAAAGCUGCCUGAUCCUGGCCGUCACCCCUGCAAACACUGACCUGGCCAACUCAGACGCUCUGAAGAUUGCCAAGGAGGUGGACCCACAGGGUGAGCAUGAAGCUGUCUAAUAACACAGGACUCCUCCACUAAUAUUUUGAUAGUGUCAUUUUGUUUGGGAGGGAGUGUUGGACUGAUCUGGUCAUACUUUCUAACUCUUGUACAGGUUUGCGCACCAUUGGUGUUAUAACAAAACUGGACUUGAUGGAUGAGGGGACUGAUGCGAAGGAUAUCCUGGAGAAUAAACUGUUGCCACUGCGUAGAGGUGAGGAUUUUUACACUAACACUUCCGGCUUUAUGACUGACUUGAGAAGAGUGACUGAUUUCGUUGGUGUUCUCAGGCUACAUCGGUGUGGUGAACCGAAGUCAGAAAGACAUCGACGGGAGGAAGGACAUUCGCGCUGCUCUGGCUGCAGAGAGGAAGUUCUUUCUGUCCCAUCCUGCCUAUAGACAUAUAGCAGAGCGAAUGGGCACACCGCAUCUACAAAAGACACUCAACCAGGUCUGCUAUCAACUUCUGUUUUAUAUUAGGAAACGUCAUUCUCUUCCUACUAUGCCAUGAUUGAAAUAACUCAACUUUCUCCGCGUUUGUCUUCAGCAAUUGACCAACCACAUCAGGGACACCCUUCCCGGUCUGCGCAGUAAGCUGCAGAGUCAGCUCCUCUCUCUGGAGAAGGAGGUGGAGGAGUACAAGAACUUCCGUCCAGAUGAUCCAACACGCAAGACCAAGGCCCUGCUGCAGUGAGUGUCAAGGGAUAUUUAAGUUCAGAACAACUCGGCUUGAGGGGAUGUAAAUGUGAGGACAUGUCGGAUACCUGCUGCAUUAAGAGGACUGCGUCUGAGAGUAGAUGAUUGCAAGUUCUAGUUUAAUAGUACUCUGAGUAAAGAUAGAUAAUAGUUCUGAUACUACCACAUUUAAUGAUGAGUAGGUAGCCGUUAAAGAGGCUAAUGUAUAUAAUUGUUUAAGGUGAAGAGGUCAGACUCGUCUCACUUUCGCUGUGGUUGAGUGCAGAGAGGAGGCUGCAGCCCAUCAGCUGUUCUAGGAUGAUCAGAGCACAGCUGAGAUAAUUUGAUCUGACGUCCGUCAUUGUCCGCUGCGAUCAGCGUUUACUGUCUGCCCACAGUGAUAAAUAAUGUAACCACCUUUGGUCCACCACUCUGAAGCUGUAUCUCGCAUCCUCUUUCUCUCUCCUGCAUAGUGCAAAAAGGUGUUGCCAUGGUUACAGGCACGUCUCCGCGUCCAAUACCUCAACCCUCUUGUGACCACCCAAUUCAUGGAAAUCAAGCUUUGUUUAAAAGAAAGAGUAGAUAUCCUCUCCAUUGUGCUGGAUGUCAUUUCGGGUCACAGGAAUUAAUCACAGUCCGAACUUUAAUUAAGUUUUGAAGUUUUGCUCUUUCUUGUAAAUGCACAAAAUGAAAUGAGUAAUUUUAGUCAUAUUUAACAAAGUUAGACUAACUACACUGCAAAUUGGCUCCUUGUUCGCAGCCUCCAGGUACAGAAACAGAGCUUUGGUUUGUGGGUCUAUAUUUUAACAAAAUUGCAGAUAUCAAAACAAUCCAUCAUAAACUGCCGCCGUCAGUGACAUCAUGUUUACUUUGUGCACGUCAGGAUGGUGCAGCAGUUCGGCGUGGACUUUGAGAAGUGCAUCGAGGGCUCAGGGGACCAGGUGGACACUAAUGAGCUGUCAGGCGGCGCCAAAAUCAACCGCAUCUUCCACGAACGGUUCCCUUUUGAACUCGUCAAGGUAAGUGGGCCAUGAGGAGGCUUAAUUUCCUCUACGCUGAAAGGUUGCGUUUAAAAGUUUGGCAACCGGAUUCAUCUGCAUCUGUUUGAAAGUGUUAUUGAUUUUUAUUUUGUUGUUGUUGAGAAUGACUUUUGUCUCCUUCUGUACCACAGAUUGUGUUUGAUGAGAAGGACCUGAGGCGAGAAAUCAGUCAUGCUAUCAAGAACGUCCACGGUGUCAGGCAAGUGGAGCUGAAACGAAAAGCUCACCUUACUUUCUUACCAGACACCCUCCUCCCGCAAUUAGACUCACGCUGCACUUUUCUUUAAGUCAGAUAUGAGCCGACUCACACAUUUGUCCUUUCUGACUUUUACCAAAACUGUCACUCUUCUCAAACUUGUAUUUUACAACAGACUUAGAGCGAUUCUCCACAGAGGGAUAUUCAGAAAAGUGUUUGUAAUUGUGCUGUUUUUCUUCCAUUCUAUGUUCCCUGCUGUCCAAAGAGAAUCCCCCUAUCUCGUCCAUGCAACACCAUCUCUGUGUCCUUCAGCUCAAACAUUCAAGAAUUACAAAGUUUAGAGUCAAAUGCAUCUUUGUCUUUCGUCUUCUUUCCUGAUUCUCUUCCGUGUGUAACUCUGUGCUCUUACCUGGCCUUCCUUGUAGGGCUGGGUGAUGCGGCCUCAAAUCAAUAUCGCGAUAUAUUGAGCAAUUCACCUCGAUGACGAUAAAUGGACAAUAACUACUCCACAAGCUGCUCACUCCCUCCCACAUUAACUUCAUCAACUUUAGCUACUACAACUUUUGAACUGUCCUCCAUCUCCUCAUCUGUCUUUCCCUUUUUGUUAUGGACUGGAUGGGGUGGAGUCACGUCUCUGACGUAGAACAGCAUCUUAAAGGGACAUGAGACCAUAGCCUACCUACACACAUCCAAAACCAACCUUUAUUUAUUUAUUUUUUUGACACAGAAUAUACUGAUAUGGGCAAAAUGAUAUCGGUUAUUGUCGUAAAUUUCAGUAUCAGUAAAUUUUGGGUUUAUCUCCCAGCCCUACAAGACAAUUAAGGUAAAGUUUAAUGUUGACUGUGUCUGUUUAAACUAGCAUACAACCACUUUACAGUCUUGUUGAAACCGUAGAGACAAGAUCAGACAUCAAAAAGACAUUGUUAUUGUCGUAAAUUUCGAUAUCAGUACUUUUUCGGUUUAUCGCCCAGCCCUACUUCCUCGGCACUAUCUUUCCUCUGUCUUUCUCCUUGUCUCAGAUCAUUUCAGUCAGCUGUUUGUCUCUUGUGUACCUCCUUACCUGUCUUUCCAUCCGUUAUUACCCUACAUGUGUGUGUUAACCGUCCCAUCUGUCUGCCGCUGUGCCUCUUGUCUCUCUGUGCAUCCUCAGAACGGGGCUGUUCACUCCAGACCUGGCGUUUGAGGCCAUCGUGAAAAAGCAGAUCGUUAAGCUGAAAACGCCCUGUCUCAAAUGUAUCGAUCUGGUCAUUCAGGAGCUCAUCAACACAGUCAGGCAGUGCUCCAACAAGGUACUGCAGGUGUCCAGCAUCUCCCGACCCAGCCGAGACACGGGGCAGGGGCGAGAAUGGGUAUGGCAGAGGGUACGCUGGCACGGAGAACUAGCCUGGAACAUUUAGAGAAGUCUCAACCGGUCAGUUUAGAUCUUUUAUGGUUAAAAAAAAGGGAUGUUCCGUGCAGUUUGCCCUCAGCCCAGCCCAGCCCUCUUAGCCCUGUGUGCAGGCGGUGCUGUCGUAUUGUGGAGUUGUGAUGGGUGACGUGUCGCCGCAGAUUUCUGAGAUGUUUCACGGACUGUCUGAGCAUCUCUGGUUUCUCACAGGCAAGCUGCAGGUCUCACAGCUAAGUAUUCAGACAAUCGAAAUUGGGUUGCUGUAAUUUGGCUUAAAGGGGAGGGGGGGACUUCCACAUUGAGGCUGUGAAAAACCUGAGGCUUGUCGUUCUUACUGCUUGAUUUGUCUGUCAACAGCUAGAAAUGACUAACUGAAAAAAGGCUUUUCUUUUCUCUCUUUUCAUUUCUUCUUCUCUCUCUUUCCCGGCUGUCUGCUUUUGUUCCUCUAUCCUAAUUUUCUAUCUAUCCCUUUUCUCUCUUUUGUUUCUCUCUUCUCUGUCACCAACACAAAAUGCAAACUGACCCCCAUGACCUUUUAGGACGGGGCUCUUCACCCCUGACCUGGCUUUCGAGGCAAUAGUCAAAAAGCAGAUCCUCAAACUCAAAGAACCCAGCCUCAAAUGUGUGGACCUUGUGGUGUCUGAGCUCACCGCACUCGUCAUGAAGUGUGCCGUAAAGGUAACCAGGGACACAACUGCUGGGGCGAUGGCAUGAAAAGAGAAAGGGGUUCCUCUUUCUUUUUUUUUUUUUUAAAUGUCUAUCUCUGACAUCUCAGUUAAAAGUGUCACACAGUGAAACCUCUCACCCACUUUGCCCACCCCCAUCCUUGCCCCCACAUAACCAUCCCCGGUAAGAAUACUGUCCCAUCCCAUUCAUAUCAUUCAGAUUGAGCACUGACUUGCAACCAACAGAUGAAAUUGCAAGCGCAGUUUAAGAUGUCCACCACCCGGCUCUCACCAGCUGUUUGACCUCAGCACCAGCUCGUUUAAAUAUUGAAAUUUCACCUUCUCUCCCCCCUGCCCCAAAACCGGGUCUGGAUUUGUCAGUCCGUGCAGAGCAGAGUCCAAAUCCCCUCCUUUGCUGCCCCACAUGGCAAACUGAUAACCUGCUGAGCUGGAUGGACUCCAGAUGACGUCAUGGGGAGAGAUGGUAGUAAUAACCCCCGCGGGUGUUGUGGGUGCAAAGACAGCUUGAGUCGAGUGUUCCCAUAGCAACGUUGCUCCAGUGCCAUCUUGUGGAAAGGGGAAGGCCCUGCACACCGUGAAAUCAUUCGACAUGCCCGCUGAAACCCCCCCGGCCAUCACUCCUCUUGGUCUCUCAGGCCUCCCUCUGCCUCUCCUCAUUCUGUCACUCUCCCUAACCCUCAUCAAGCCUUCCCUAUUAUUAAAAGCCAGAGAUGACUCUUUCAAAUGUCUGACAUGCCCUGAAAUUUGGAAGUCGCUCACCAGAGUAAAACAUUUGUUCGUCGAUACUCCAUAAAUGCUUUGCAUGACGAAGGCUAUCACAAGCUUUCAGCGUCGCCUCAUUGGUGUUUCACUCAUGCAGCCAUCUCUGGCUCGUAGUAAUAAUCUCUUUAGUAUUCUAAGUUUGUUUGUAUGAAUGUGUUCUUCUCUGAUUGUUUGGACACGUGUGGCACUAAAAUGUCCCUUGACUUUCUCUUUCCGUUUUCUUUGUUCUUGACUUACUCUCACUUUUCACUCCUGUUACUCUCUGAUACUUGUUGGUAAGUCUGACCAAGCUCAAGCUCACAUGUCAGUGUGUGACCGUGUGUCGCCGUUCAGUGCUGCAGUAUUCUUUUGUGUUGCCUUUCAGCUCAGUUCUUACCCCAGACUGCGAGAGGAGACGGAGAGGAUCGUCACCACCUACGUCAGAGAGAGAGAAGGGAAGACCAAGGACCAGGUGAGAUGUUGAGAUUUUAAUUAAGACGACUACUGACGCUCUCUUGGCGUUGCUUGAUCUACCAUCCGGGACCACAAAACUUUCUCAGUGAUUAGCUGGAGUCAAUAUGUGCCGGUGGAUAAUUCUGACUGUAAAGAUGAGCAAUAAAGGCUGAUUUAUGCUCAAUGUUAGAUUCUUUUGUCCGUAUUUCUGCAUGUAUCCUUGAAGUUUAUGGAUACGGGCCAGAUGGAGCAGAACCAGUGGAAACCGUGGUGGCAGUGUUGCUCUCUAGAGAGAAACAAAAAAGACAAUGGCGUCAAUUUCUCUCAUCAGUACUAGUAGAGAGAAGAAUUCGAAUUCAAUGCAAGGCAUGUAGUGGCCUGACCGACCACCGCCUCCUCCAUUGCUGCCUCCGUUUCUGUCUCCUAUGCAAAAUACACAUUAUCACUAGCUCCUCCACAGUCGCCGUGUUUCUUUUUGUUUGUUGUCGUCAGAAACUUUUGACUCUUACCUGCCCCCUGGUGGAUGUAAUGGUUAACAUCCACGCCAACGUAAAGGACACAUGGAAGUAUCUGGGCGGCGACGGAACCAUCGUUUGCAAAGGACGCGUACAUUUUCAUGAGCAUGGCGAGCAUAAAUGAGCUUUUAGGUGGAAAUAACGACCAAAACAGAAGUCUCAUUGCAAGAUUUUACAGUUCAUCGUACACUUAAUGAAAUGAAACAAACUGAAACAGCAGUACAGCUUUAUAGACCUUCAUAUUUGCACAGCAUUCUUACUACCAUAUUUUUACAGGUAUAUAUGAAUCUAGUUUUAGGUGUCAGUAUCUCUGUAAGGGUUGUUUUUGUCCACACACUUCCUUUUUCCGACCUCUCCAACCUCAUCACGCUUUUCUGCCUCUCAUUAAGGUUCUGCUGCUGAUUGACAUUGAACUGUCCUACAUCAACACCAACCACGAGGACUUCAUAGGCUUCGCUAAGUACGUACUCCUCCUCCUCCUCCUCUCUCCAGCCUUUUUCUAACCAAAUGCAAGCUUUAGCUCUCGAGCCCUGUCUCACCACGGGCAGUACCAUCGUGACUUCCUCCAUGUUGCUUGUUGUCUGAGGGAAAACACCUGUUUCCAUUCGACAAAAGACCUGCACUCCUGUAGUACAAGUGGAACCAAUCUGCCAUUAGAGAAAUCUGACAGAAUCAGCGCCACCUUAAUGCUACUGUGUUAGAGUGUUGCUUCUAAUGAGCCACAUGUUGUGGGCUGUGGUGCAUCAGUGUGAUGUGGCAUGCCAAUUAGUGAUCCAGCCACAUCAGAGCAUGUGUGUCCCUGUAGGCGAGGUGGAUCGCACAAUGAUCAAGGUUGCACUUGUUACCCACCCCCCACUACUCCCCGCUUGCAACAUUACCCCCCCCCCUCCCCCAAACCAAACCAAUCAAGCGUGCUUGAUUGGCUGACGGAUGAACUUGUUGACUUUGGGAUGUCACUAGAGAAUGCUCAGUGUACCAACAGAUGAAGAGAUGUUAAUGUUUUCCUGCAAACUGUGGCGCACCGAAAACUCAUUUCCGCACUGACAGGCAUUAUAUUUCUGGGUGUGUGUUUCGAAGCACUUUAGAGGUUAUGGUUUGAAUCACAUGCCUCUUAGUGUAGCGCUCACUGUAACAUGUAGUCAAGGGGAGUUCCCCUCCUCUGCGUGGGUUGUUGUGCUACUGAUUAACAAAGCAAGCCUACCCCCCCUCCACAUGUGUUUGUGUCUCUCAGUGCGUGUGAGGGUUUACUGCCUAGCCUCUGCAUGGCGAGUAGAUUGGUGUAAUGUGUCAGAGGGGUAAGCGAGGGCUGUUUAAUGGUUCUCAUGACGUCAUUUUCAGUCUUGACUACAGAAGGCUGGAUGAUGGUAGCUCCCCAGGGUACAGCAACAACAGGUGGGCUAAAAGAAAGGAUGUAGGAUUGUGUGCGUGUGUGUGUGUGUGUGUAUGGUGUGUGUUUGAGUAAGAGUUAAACCCACCAUGUCAUCCAAAAUCCUCAAAAAAACUCCCAUCCAGCGUCAUGUGUGUGUAGUAGUCUAGUUUCAGAGAUGACAUCAGAAAUUGUGUUUGUUAUUAUAAAGUUGUUGUGUUCUAUCAAAUCUAAUAAAAGAGAAAAAUCAACAACAGCAGCAGCAGCAGCAGCAUUACACUGACCAGAGAACAGGCCAUCGAUUUGCUCUCUAAUUCUCUGACUUGCAAUAGGCCAGUACACAUAAAACGAUAUUGGUAGAGCGCCACAAACGACCAUAAUACUCCAUAAUUUCUAAGUUUGUGCAAAGAAAACAUCCAUACUCAACCCUUCAAAGCAAUUUUCUUUCACCAGUCAAAACUUUUCUUCUACUUCUUCUCUUUAAAAAAAAAAAUCAAAAUAGAUAUCUUAGAAAUGAGACUGUGGAAGACAGAAACCUUUUCUAGUCUGUUCUUGAUGUUCCUGCGAGCUAGUUAUGAAUCACACCAAAAUGAGUACUGACGUCUCGGUUUGACACACUAAAAGCAAACAAGCCCAUCAGCAUAAAUCCUGUAAAUGAUGCCGCUCGGUUUGCGACACGCGAGGCCGUCUCAACAUCCUGCCGAUAUAACUAUUUCUUCCAUUUCCUGAGUUACAGACUCAUGAUCAUUUAUCUUUUUGUGUAAUGAGAUCGUCAUGUCAGAAAUCUUCACGUACACACAGUUGUGUGCAUGAAGGGGGUUGCAUGUCUUCACCUCUUCACCCUUGUUAGUCAGUUAAAAAUGUAUUCUUGUUUUUGUAUUUUGGGCCUAAAAUGCUGAUCAGUUUUCAUGUUAGCUCUCCACUGUUUGCUGUGUUUUAUUUAUUACUGCCACAACCCUGUAAAGCUGCACUCAGACGUAAACAAGCAUAGACAAUAGUUGCGUCUGGUAGCAUGGCGUAGUUGAGCAGCAUUUUGAUCGAGACAGUAGGGCUGGGCGAUAUGGCAUCAAAUCAAUAUCACGAUAUAUUUAGCAGUUCACCUUAACGACGAUAAAUGAAAACAACUUUUGAACCGUCCUCCAUCUCCUCACCUGUCUUCAGAUUCAGACAACUUUAUUAAUCCCUGAAGGGCAAUUCACUUCACCGUAACCCGCCUUGUUAUUAAACGAUCAAGGAACAGACAAACGCCAGACAUUCACAGCAGCAUAUGGCCCAAACAGUCCCCUGUCAGCACCACAAAUCAGCAAUAAAUAGAUAACUAUAAUAAAUACUAUGAUAAUAAUUAAAUGUGCAAUAUGUUAAAAAGUGGAAUGACUAAAAUGCAAUAAGAAUAAUGAGAUAAAAGGAGUAAAAUAAGAACGAAAACAAUCCUGAGACCCCAAUUCUCAGCAUUGUACUACUACUUCUCAGCAUUUUGCAGCCUGAUCGCUGAGGGGGUAAAUAAGUUGGAAUACCUAUUUGUGUUUCUUAGGGGAGCAUAGUAGCGCCUCCUGGAGGGCAUAAGAGAAAAAUCAGAGAAAAGGAUCCAUCCAGGCUGAUCCAUGAGUCUUUUCCUCUUUGUUACGGACUGGAUGGGGUGGAGUCACGUCUCUAACAGGGUCUUAAAGGGACAUGAGAUCAUAGCCUACCUACACACAUCCAAAACCAACCUUUAUUUAUUUACUGUUCGACACCGAAUAUACCAACAUGGGCAAAAUGACGUUGGUUAUUGUCGUAAAUUUCGGUAACGGUAAAUUUUCGGUUUAUCACCCAGCUCUACAAGACAAAUAAGGUCAAGUUUCAUGUUGACUGUGUCUCGUUAAAAUAGCAUACAACCACUUUACAGUCUCGUUGAAACCAUAGAGGCAAGAUCACACACAGAAAAGAUAUACGAUUAGAAUUAAAUAGUAUAUAAUUAGACACUUUUUUUGUAUAUUUUUGAUUUAAUCUUAAAUAAAUUGAAUAAGUUGACAUCAGUAUUUAUUGUCUUCUCUGUCCAUUUUUGUUCAAUGACAGCGCCCAGCAGAGGAACACGGCUGCAAACAAGAAGAGGGCCAUACCCAACCAGGUAUGUUCCACUUUCAGCUCCAUUAGUAUUAGAAUUCCUACCACCCUGACUGUUAACCUCCAUUACUAGUCUAAUAAUCAACAUGUGAAAACACCUCCCCAUGAUUUAUCCCAUAGCCAUUAAUCUGUAUCUACAUAUGUAACUGUUAACAAUACCACCACUGUGCAUCAUUUUCAACUACCCACUGUUCUUAUUGUGAACUUGGUGGUCUGUGUCCAUAAUGCUAUAAAGUCGGUCCUCCUUCAACUGCUGAUCAGGUUUAGAGAUCGCAGUCCCAGUGAAGUGAGUUUUGUCCCAGUGAACCCCUAAAUAAUCCCUGCUUCCCCUGCUUUCCUCAAACAUGGCUUUUAUUAAUAGCUGUUUGCAUGUGACCCAGGCAUGCCGUUCACCACGAAAGCAACAAUAAAUCACAGGACUUUGUUGGUUGUUUUGUUGCGUUCCCAUUAACUCACAUGCAUUUUUUUUUUUUGUAUUGUAAUUCAGAUUGUGCAUGGAUCUCGCACCUGUCAACCGAGCUACAAAUAUGACAUAACCAGAUUUUGAGAUUCUUGAUGUAAUUCUAAUUGCAUGUAACUCUCUUGCUCUGUCUCUCUCUCUCUCUCUCUCUCUCUCUCUCUCUCUCUGUGUGUGUCUCUCUCUCUUUUUCUUUGUAUUCUCCUCUCUCUUUCUCUGGUUGUCUCAUGGAUUCUCGCUCUCUGUUUCUUCCUGUUUUUGCUUCCUUGGAAACUUCUCACCUCCUCAACCCUUUCCAUCUUUUUCUCCAACUGUCCAUCUCUCCUCUUCCUUUAUUCUGCAAUCCUUUUCUCCCCCCCUUUGACUCUCCCCUUAAUACCCUCCCCUACACCCCUCCUCUUACCUCUGGUUUGUUCCUCAUCUCCGCUGGCUUGCUUUCUCAUUCUGGCUUUGAUUUUAAACUGUCCCCCCCUUUUGCUUUAAUUUCCCCCUCCCCAUCCUAAUACUGCAGGGUGAGAUUCUGGUAAGUACCGCACAGAUUUAAACCGCGCCCUGCCAGAGGGGCAGCAGGGGUAGACCAUGCAGAAGAACUGAGGCCAGCCCACACAGGUCAGCUUUUAAGAUCAGGGUGGAAAAGACGAACUGCCGCGUGAUAACCGGAUAAACAGUUUCCUGCGCAUACAGGAGUUGAUGUUUAUCACAGUAUUAAGUUGUUUUACCCCUCUGCAGCUCGGCGCACUUGGAGAGGUCCUCGAGGAAAAGGUAGAGUCUCAAAACUGAUGAAAGGAUUAUUAAAGCAUUAGCAAACAGUUACCAGUAAUUUGGAACUGCUGCUAAAAUAACAAACAGCCGGUUUGCUCUUGUAAUUUGGUCUCAUUGAAUAAGACUGUAAUUGUCUUUAACCGUGCACAUUUGGGGCGCUACUAACAUUCAACUCUACAUCCUCUGAAUAUUUUAAAUGUUCAAAAAGAAACUCUUUUUCCCCCUGCAAAAGACGGUGGCUCUUUGUUACACCGUAUGUCGUAGAGCGCCGCACAGAAAGAAAAGGAAACUCUCCCUCCGCUGACUGUGGACGCCGUCAGUUCUCAUGUCUCCAGGUUUAUACCUCUGCUGCUGCCUCGCGCACGGUGACUCAAAAGUUUGCCUUGUGAGAAUCAUCCAGAAAGUCAUCGGGGGACAAAAACAGGGAGAGAGGGGUGGGAGCGAGAAAAUCAGUGACACGCAUUCAAGUGUUUUUUUAAGGAUUCUUCUGUAAUUUUCUCUACAUUCAUUCUAGUGAAAAUAUCUCCUGCAUGUCGGAUACUUCUCUGUUUAAAUUCUUUUUAGUAAACCCAGAUUUACUUCUUUGCAAAAACACAUGAAUCUAUCUCCAAAUGAUUUUUCCUCUCCAGAGCCAAUCAAAAUGUUCAUGUUUCCGAUGGUGGCUGGUCAUGGCUUUGGGAUGUACUUCAAUGAUUAAAUCCAAAUUUAUCAUUUUUGUCUAUUUAAACUGUUUAUUUUUACAAUUAUUUUUUCAAAUUGGCAUGUUUCAAUCAUUUAAUUUAGUUUCUGUAAAUCAAAAAAGAAAAUUACAAAAUUAAAGACCGUUCACUUUUACUCUGAAAAGGUGUAGAAACAAAAGCAUCUUACCUGUAACACUAAUGACUAAUUUUUGACUCUUUCUUGAUAUAAACAUGUCGGUGUUUUCCAGCUGACUCUAAUAUAGAUUAAAUCGGGGGUUUCCUUUGUUCCGAAGAGUUACAGCUAUCUCCUCGCCAAGGCAAACUACCACUUUAGCUCCUAUGUAAUUGCCUCCUCUUCCAUGUUUAUGUUGGCGCUUUUGAGCUAAUAAAGUUUUUUUUUAAUUUUGUUUUUCAUAACUCACUCCAGUCUCUUACUGGAUGGAGAGAGAGUGCAGGAGAGAGUUUUUUUCUUCCCCCCUCAGGCUUAGUUAAUACAGCAGCUCACUUUUCAUUAGUCCUAUGUGGAAACUGUGGGGUGACCUUGCAACAAAGAAGCCUCCUUAAAAAAUGCAUGGUGCAAACUCCACUGAGUGAUUUACUCGACUCAGCCUCUCAGUCUGACGUGCUUUCUCCCUCUCCAUCUUUAGGUAGAUUUUCCCCUUUUGUUGUUUAGAUGUAGCUCUAACAAUCUCACUAACUUCCCUCGGCGCCAAGCUUCUCCAUCGCAGCUCUUCUCUCCUCUUUUGUCUUUUGCAUUUACUUCUCCCCUUCUUCUCCCUAACCAGGUUUUAACCCUCGACUUGUGUAUUUUAUUCUAGUUAAUUCAACUAACUGCUUUUUUAAUCAGCGAAUAUGUAGGCUAGAUUGUACUGACCCACUGACACUAACAUACCACCGCCGACCUGGUCUUUGACCCCUUAGAGCGAUGGUCUGGACGCCAUCUGGACCUGUUUGUUGGUUUAAGAGUGUCUUUUUUUGUCGAGUGAAAAAAGGACUUUAUCACAAUUUCAGUAUUUUCAACUAAACUCUCUGAUGCUUUUGUGUACACUUUAAGCACACAGUGUGCUGAACUGAUUGUGUAUAUUUUUCAGUCAUUUUCAAAUUUAGUCUAUGCUGCUGUGUUUUUAGUGCAUAUUUAAAAACUGUAAGAGCCAAGGACACAAAUAAAUUAAGGUAAAAGACAAGCAAAGUUACAGUAACCUAGCAGGUAAGCACUUCAGAUUUUAUUAGUGUCUUGUACAUCCCAGUAUUAAUCGGCGUAUCUCUUUGUGGGGUCCUCGUGUCGACGGUACGAAGCCUGAUUGAUAAAGCUGUUUUCCUUCAUCCUCCCGGUACCCCUCUCUCCCCUACCACCCUUCUCUUUCUACCGCAUUUCUACCUGCGUAGGUGAUCAGGAAAGGCUGGUUAACCAUCAACAUCAGCAUCAUGAAGGGAGGCUCCAAGGAGUACUGGUUUGUCCUGACUGCUGAGACCCUGUCCUGGUACAAGGAUGAGGAGGUACGUUUCUGGAACGUGAAAGCAUGGUUUGCUCUGCAGGGUGAGACAGGUUUCCGUCACUCUCUGCGUUCGGAGGUGUGUGUGUGUGUGUCCCAGCCCAGCCUAACCAAUGUGCAGACUACUGUUCAGCUGUAGCCUGAUGAACAGGUAGUCUGAACACUGGGCAGGCGGGGGGGUGAGGAGGACUCUGAUGGGAGGAAAGACCAUGAGGUCACUUCUGCUGCAGGUCGCUACCCUAGGACAGAAGGACAAAGGGCACAGAGAGCAAACAUUACCCCAGUGGAACAAUUACACGUAUUAAACACGGAAACAGUUGAAAUAUCAGGUCAGACUAAUGAGACUUAAUAGAUAAAAUGAUACUUUGGACUCCAAUAAACACAGACGUGGUCGGACUGCAUUCCUACAGUAUGUGCACACCCAGCAAACUUUGCUCCACAGUCUAUUUAUUUAUAAAUCUUUACAAAAGCUUCAGCACAAAGGAGCUGCCAGCACACCGUUAGUUAAAGUUUAAAUAAUACAGCUUUAAGUUAAUGAUCUACGAUGACUAUGAGUGCGUUAACUUCAUAAAUAGCGUUGUAAUUACUCACCGCCUGGUCGUCUUCCCAAGGCCUCUGUUGUAUAUGUUCUCCAAGACCCCCGAAAGAUACCAACGCAAUCGCAGCUUAAGACAAAGUCUCGUCCAGCAGCCUCAGUCUGACCAAACACCAGUUAGAAGCGGUGCGUGUCCGUGUCGGUCGUCUUUUUGCGCACAAGCAAGAAGAGACAGAAAGAGAGCGAGCGAGAGAGGAUGGUGGAGGCAAAACUGACGUGGCAGGCGGGCUGAAAUGUUCCAGCCGGGAUCUGACUUUGGAAUUUGCAGGAAAUCGUACUGGGUUACGGGGGCCGGAGGGGGGGUGUGAUUGUGUGUGUACAAGUGUGCAUGUGUUUAGGCGCUUGUCCACGAGUUCUCCACUAAGUUCAAGCAUUGAGGUAAAUGAUCAUAACUGCACCAGCGAACAUUCGUACAGACACCCAGAUCCUGUGCGCUCUCUUCGUCUAUAAUGUUUGUGCUUUAAUGUGUUCGUUUCUGUCUCUGCACGUGCAGUUAAGCAUUGCAACCUGUGCGUGUUUGUGUGUGUGUGUGUGUGUGUGCGCUUGUCUGUUUGCAUAUGUGUGUAUGUGAGUGUGCGGUGGGGGCGGGGGGGGAUUGUGAGUGAUGUAACGGUUGGGCCUGAGCCACUCUCUGUGUUAGCGCAGACGUAAAUGCUUCCAGAUGUCUCUGCUCAGCAGUGAAAGCUGGCACCCCAUCCCCCCUAGAACUCCCUCACGCUCCUCCUUCCCUGCCUCCUCCUCCUCGUCAUCAUGCAUUUCUUCAUCUCACCAGCCGGCUGGUGGUCCACAACGAGGAAAUUCAUCCCACCGUGACUGCUAAUUAUGAAAGAAGUGUUAGCGCUGCUGUUGUCUUGUUUGUACCUCGCAGUGAGUAAAAAACACUGCUGUAAAAACUCAUUUCCGUCUCAUAACAGGAGAAAGAGAAGAAGUACAUGCUUCCUCUGGAUAACCUGAAGAUCAGAGAUGUGGAGAAAGGAUUCAUGUCCACGAAGCACAUCUUUGCAAUCUUCAACACAGAACAGAGGUCAGGGUUAAAAUCCUCAGCCAAGAAGUGCUCUUCAUUGAUUUGUUUUGCACCACAUCUUUGUGUUUCAUGAGCACACAUGUCCUCGUCUACUGAAAACACUCGUGUUCGCCUUUAUAUCAUUUGCGCAGGAACGUCUAUAAGGACCUUCGUCAAAUAGAACUGGCCUGCGAUUCACAAGAAGAUGUGGACAGCUGGAAAGCGUCCUUCCUGAGGGCGGGAGUUUAUCCAGAGAAGGACCAGGUAUGUGGGUUUCUAUAAAGCUCUUUAGCACUUAUCAUUAAAAUCAUCGUGAGGACACUUCACCGCUGCUCCUGCUGCUUCUACAGAUGAGCUAUAAAAAUCUGUUAGUUGAUUAUUCGCACGCCAUCUUGUUUGUUUGUUUGUUUGAAAAACAACAGGUGGAGAACGACGAGGCGGCCCCUGCAGACACAUUCUCCAUGGACCCGAUGCUGGAGCGGCAGGUGGAAACCAUCCGCAACCUGGUGGAUUCAUACAUCGGCAUCAUCAACAAAUCCGCUAGAGAUCUCGUGCCCAAGACCAUCAUGCAUCUCAUGAUCAACAGCGUGAGUCUAAACAGUCCCCAGCAGCAGCAGCAGACACAAAUCAUAAACAGAGUGAAAACAAAGUCCGACACAGAGCUAAUAUCAAAGAGAUCAUUUCCGUCUCUGACCUUAAAGCUCCUGUGAGAAGUUUUUGGCAGGUUGGGAAACAGACUGAAAUCAAUACUGGUGCCUUUAUUUGACCCACCAAAUCAAUAAAACCAAUCAGAAACUAGACUGUUUAUUUAUGUACCGUCAGUUUUUAAUACCAGUUAACCCAACAGCCGGGUAAGUGUCAGACGAGGUCUUUUCGCAAACCGCAGAAACAGCCUUUGUUUAUAUUCUCCUCGGCAAAGAUUCACAGUGAGUGACCUCUGACUGUUCAGAUUAGAACAAAGAUAAGAUGAGAUUUUUCAUCAUCAGACAGCGAUUCUUCAGCAGGAGCAGGAGGAGAUCAGAUGAGAUGUACCGCUUUGUUCGAGACGAGCUGAAAAUUCUUCUUAGUGGUUUGAACAUUUGGCGUUCAGUAAUGAGGAAUUUAGAGUUUGAAAAAGUAGCCGAGAUCACCUUUCUGAAGUGGAAAAGUGGUGAAAUAAAGCACUUGUAGGCGAUGCACAAUUGCCCAGUCAAACUUCAGGGCACCUCUGGUCUUUCUCAAUACUGCAUCAAUUUCAGAAAAUGCUUUUCUGUCUGUCAAACUCGCACAAACACACGAGAAAAUAAGACCCUGGUUGAAAAAUCCCAAAGUUCUCCUUUAAGAGGUUUCUAAAAGUCAACUUUGCAGAUGUCUUCAUUCAAAGUACGUUUAUCUCCUCAAACUUAUAUAUUGAUCGCUUCUCUCCAGUGCAUGAACCCAUCUUCCAUUUCUGGGUCACUAUAAGCACUUUCACUGUCAAUCGAUGUAUAUUUCCAACAUCUGUGUUUUGAAAUAUUUCAACCGACUUUCAGGCGAAGGAUUUCAUCCACUCGGAGCUGCUGGCUUACCUCUACUCGUCCGGAGACCAGAACAGCCUCAUGGAGGAGUCGGCCGACCAGGCUCAGCGGAGAGAUGAAAUGUUGCGCAUGUAUCACGCGCUCAAGGAGGCCCUGAUUAUAAUCGGAGACAUUAGCGCAAACACUAUCACCACCCCUGUCCCCCCACCUGUGAACGACACCUGGAUCCAGGAAGCCAGGUGAGAAAGGUUUUAGAUAAACCGCAGCUGGAGCAGAGAGAAAUGAUAGUAUAGAGCGGCAUAUAUUAUAUUGCUAUCUAUCUAUACAUCUAUCUAUCUAUACAUCUAUACUUUCUAUCUAUCUAUCUAACUAUCUAUCUAUCUAUCUAUACAUCUAUCUAUACAUCUAUCUAUCUAUACAUACAUCUAUACAUCUAUCUAUCUAUCUAUCUAUCUAUCUAUCUAUCUAUACAUACAUCUAUCUAUCUAUCUAUCUAUACAUACAUACAUCUAUACAUCUAUCUAUCUAUCCUUUCAAUACUUUUUAUGUAUCUAUCUAUCUAUCUAUCUAUCUAUCUAUCUAUACAUCUUUCUAUCUAUCCUUUCAUUUUCUUUUCCUCACAGUCUCCCUUUUAUAGAUAUUUAAGAUCAGAGAUGUUGAGAAAAACAAAAAUCUUGAUACUUUUGCUUUAGAUUGAAAAUGUGUGUCACACCUGACAGCUUAUGUGUCUGUUUUCAAAAAGAACAUCAAACAGAUUUAUUGAAUUCCCUGAGACCCCCUGAGAUGAAGCUUAGAUUAAUCUCCCCCUCCUCGCGUGAUCUUUAUGUGAAGAUGUCAGCUUUAAUGGGAUCAUAUCCUCCUCUCAGCCCGACCCCUCAACGCAGGCCGGCUCCCGCCACAGCCCCGCCCCCCAGCCGUCCACCCGCUGUCCGGGGCCCGACACCAGGACCACCUUUAAACCCUUCUCCUGCCUUCGGAGCUCCUCUCAACCCCUCUCCCGCUUUCGGCGCACCGCCAAUCCCCUCCCGCCCGGGCCCAUCCAUCAAUGCCUUUAACAGCAGCCAGGAUCCCUUCAGUGCGCCCCCACAGAUCCCCUCCCGGCCAGCCCGCGUCCCACCCGGUGUGCCCAGGUAUGACCUCUCUCACUCAAUAUAUGAACUCAUUUGUGUGCACUAACAUCCCAUCAUCCUCUUUCUUUAAGCGUCACAGGUCUGGUUGACUCUUUCUCACCUGUCACCUCGUCUCUCUCACUCUCACUUUUCCUCUCUCCCUCUCUCACCCUUUCUUUUCCUUUCGGGUUGUGUUGGUUUCCUCGCUGUCUCACUCCUUGUCCUGUAUUCUCUCUCCCCGUUUGCAGCCGAAGACCCCCCGGCGCUCCUUCUCAUCGGCCCACCAUUAUCCGCCCUGCUGAGCCCUCCCUGCUAGACUAGACCUGUGUCCAGGCCCACUUUAAGUGUGUGUUUGUGUUCGGGCGUGUGUGUAACCUACACACUAAAGGCCAGGGGGGGCGGGGCGCUCGUGGGGAGGGGGCCAACUUUUUAGUGGUGCAUAAUGUGCAUUGUCCAGCAUAUGUCUUUUCAAGCAAUGUAAUAAGCUGCUAAUACCGUCUUUAUCAGUGCACAUGAGCGGGAGGAAGCCCUUAACCACUCGAAUUUAACGUUUGAUUGCUGUGGGAAUUGUUCGAUGCAGAUAAAACCCAGGUGAUGUUUGAGACGUAUUCAGAGAGGAUGUAUCAAACUCAGUUCAAGCACUCUUUUAACUCAAAACAACUGGUUUAUUUCCUUUUGACAAGUCAGGAUCUCAGUCGAUAACUUAUGCACAGUCACAGUCACAGUCUUUGUUUCCUCUCCCCUCUCUCCAGACCUCCGUGUUCUACACACCCUUAACUCGUGGUACAUGUUUCACUGGGUUUUCAUUUGCUAACUGGUUUCAUACUGAGAAAUACAGCUUAUUAUUAUCACUGUUGUUAUUUUUCCCCCUCUAUGUGUUAUUUUAUUGAGUGACUUUGUCCUUUUAAAUAAUAAAUGUAGCUUUAAAGAAUCAAUUUCAGAAAGAAAGAAAGAAAGAAAGAAACGGCACUCAGAGAGCAAACCCUUGUAAGUUAUUCUACCACGACGAUAAGGAUUGACUGUUAGAUUUUAAGCACUUGUCAACACAUCACGAAGAAAAAAGACGUCUCAAAGCAGGGAUGUUGUAGUCCGUCACUAAAACACUAUGCAUGUUUCAAACUAGGGAGAGGGAGAGGGACUGAAGGCUCUCUCUGCACUUUGUGAGACGCUUUCUCUCUCGGCUAAUUCUGAGUUGAUAAAGCUUUGAAUCGUAAAUCCCUUUUUGUCUCAUUUGAACUCAGAUGGUCCUUUUAUCUUUCAGGUAGACUUUAUUCCUGUACCCUCCCGGAUUAGCUGAAUCCUACAGAGCAGAGCACACAGUACAGAUUCCUGUCAGAGAGGAUCAAACUCAGCGAAAUAGCGGGGUGUGUAGAUUAGACUUAUCUGCGGUUUAGGGUACAAAGAUGGUAUUAAGCAGUUAGACGUCGGCACAUCUCUCUCUGGGCUUAGGUGAAAAGACGUGUAUUAUUUCUAUUAUCUCCGCUUCCAUGCAUUAAAAUAACAUUGUAUAUAGCUGGCCUAUUCUGGGGAGUUAGCACUUGUAUCUCAUUUUAAUUGCAGGGUUGGUGGCAAAAACAUGAAUAUAAUCAAAGCCCAACAUAUUGACGAGUGUAGUCCACCCAUAAAAAGAAAAACUAACACUGUCAUGCAUUGAUUAUGUCGGGAAAGGAUAUCAGUCAUCUCCGUUUGCAUUAUUUAUAACCCGGGCAUUUGUCAUUUCUUUGAUGUAUCACUUCUGCACAACUCAGCGUCUCCUAAAUUGUGAUUUUGGGGGUUCUACUACAGGGUUUAGCUGUCUGAAGAUUGGAUGUUGGAAGGGCACCAGGGGCUGGACAUUUUGUCCUCGAAUCUGUGAUUUUUGUGAUUAUAAUGACGAAGAUUUUAUGAUUGCUUUUUGACCAAUUCAAAACGUUUAUUUUUUAAAAAGCAGGGAGUGAUGUUGAGCUACAGAUGCUACAAAUGUUUUCUGUUUUUUUUUUUGGUUUGAUCAGUAGCGGUGGUGAACAGGUGGUGGGAAUUGUGGUGUAUGAAAGCACCCCCUGUCUGAGAGGCUGCCCAGACUUUUUCUGUCCUCUGACUACAGAGGACGGAGACUUAAUCAGCCAACCCAAAAAGAUAAGAUAAGACACUUUGGGAAAAAAAAUUAAAAGAUCCCAAACCAGACUCGAGAGACAGUGUGUGCUUUCUCUACCUUAGUAUUUUUCCUCAGGUCUGGCUAUCAGUGACAGUGCUGGAAGGAGUAAAGUAUGCUCAUGGGAACACUUUAAAUUAAAAACCCUUCAUUGCAGAUCAUCCUCCAAGACCUAAAAGACAAAAAUUAAUAGUUAAUGUGGGAAAAAAAUAAAAUAAAAUCCUUGUGCCUGUCACGUCAGCCUGCCCCUGAGAACCCCUGACUGUAAAUACCCUGUGAUACAUUAGGCUGUGGCAACACUGCCUCCCUUCCUAAUGGAUGUACCCUGCCUCCUUCCUCUUUCCCUCCCCUGCCUGAAUCUGGUGCAAGGGGUGGGAAACAAACCUGCAAAAAUCUCCCUUUUUUCUUUUUGUUUUGCAAACCCUUGUCAAGUGCCUCUGUAGCAGUUAAUGAUUUGAAUAAACAACAUGAACUGAUUUAGUAUGGCGAGUAAAUAAAGAGGUGUUGUGUACAAUAAAGGGACUGGCUCUGGUGGUUGGUGUCUCCUUGUGUCCUGUGUGAUCCACUUUUUCUCCUCUCUUUCUCUCUUUUUAUUAGGUGUAAUAGACCUCCUCCUUGUUUGCCUCUUUUUGCUUUCCUUCCCUCCCUUCGUUUACACCGAUGUAGACUGGCAUAAGCCCGCUAAUGUUCCUAUGGCAACCCUGUACUGUCAGGCUGCUUUCUCUAGAGAGACCGUUUCAAAAAGGUGGUUUUAACCGUCAAAACAAAGCUUUAGUUUUUUUUUUCUACCAAAUGUUGAGUGAAAAAAAAAAACACUGCCUUGCAAUCAGUGUUUUAUCUUUUCAUAAAAGAAUCCAACCCUGCAGUCGUAGGUUUGGUAACACUUUAUUUGACGCCAAUCUCUCUAACGCAUUAUAAAUAUGUCUAUAAUGUGUUAUAUCACUGUAUAACUAUGGUUCUAAACACUUAUAAAUGAUUAUAAUGCUUUAUAACAAUAAAAACACAUUAUAAAGCAUUUUAUCAUGACUUACAAGGUCAGGAAUUAUAAUGUGUUAUAACUGUUAACAACUCACUGACAAUGCCCACAUAGAUAAUGCAUUAUACAUAUAUUUAUGUGUUAUAAUCUGUUUAUAAUCUUGUAUAACUAUCAUUAUAAACUCUCAUUAAUAAUUGCAAGGCUUUAUAACAAUAAGCAUAACACAUUAUAAUACCUGACCUUGUAAGUCAUGAUAAAAUGCUUUAUAAUGUGUUAUGAUUAUUGCUAUAAAGCAUUAUGAUAAUUCAUGAGUGUUUAUACUGAUAGUUAUACAGUGCUGUAAUGUGAUUAUAACACAUAAACAUAUUUAUAAUGAGUUUGAGAGAUAGGUGUCAAAUAAAGCGUUACUGUAGGUUUUAAUUUUGGUCUGAAAAGUAGAUUGAAACCAAUAAACAGGAAAACACAUUUUAAUGUAUAAGAAGAACAUAACAGAUUUUGUAGAUCUUACAGCGAAUUUGCACAAUGAUAAAACCUGAAAUCUGUUGGUGGGAAAUAUUUUUAUACAUUGGCAUCAUAAAGAUAGUCGGUGCUAAAUUAGUGGAAACCUUCAGCAGUACAAUCCCAUUAAAGUUGUCUUUUUACACAUAGCUGCAACAAUAAAAGACUCAAGCUUGUGUCUAAUUAUAUCCUCCUCUGAGAAUGGAUAAUGAACUCCUUUAAACACCAAACCCAGCCUUAUUACAGAUGACCUUUGCCGUUCCCCCUGACUGGAUCCUGACGUGUUAUCACCUGUCAAAGAGCAUGUCACAAGGUUAAGAUAUUAACGCUGGUUGAUUCUUCUUGAACAGGCGCCCGCCCCCACGUCCAAACAAAUGGUGACCUCGACGCAGUCCGGAGUGAACACGACCCGCCUUCAAUCCAUGCAGGACCGCAGGAGAACGACAUACUUUAUUUUUUACUUCAUCCAAAGAGAAAAAGCUGCAAAACUUCUGUUACAGACCUGCAUGAUACUGACAGUAAAACCUGUAAUCUGCCGUUUAAAAUGUUAGAAACCUCAGACCCUGUAAGCUAUUCCCUCUCUCACCAAAGCACUAAGAUAUUUAACUUUAUUACAAAUACUAAGAUGUAAUAGUGGGAGAUCAGAUUAAACAGUUCCUUGUCACAUAAACAGGUCAGUUUGUUUUGUACUAUAGUGCCUUCUUAGUGGUCAAACAUGAACACAAAUUAUGACCAAGUUGUCAAAAAUGUUCCUUAAAACAGUCUUAGAAAAAUAUAGAUGUACUUCACAGAAAUGCACUACAGGCUCCUGCCGAAUGUUUUUUUUUUUUUUCUCCUCAUGAAGAAUAAUGACAAUGAAAUAAAUGGCUCCAAGGAACUGAAUGACUCAGCCAAAGCUCAGCGGCCGUGUGCUUCACUACAACUGUUUCUGCCUAUUUAACCUCCAGAUGGAGACAUUGAUCAGGGAGCUGUUAUACCAUGCGAAUUUGAUUUUAGGUGUGUUUUGUACUGUUCAUUCAGUAAAAAAACAGAGUUACAGUGCAUUCUCAGGAGGUGAGGAUUUUUAAUAUGUGGUGUGUGUAUUAUUGUUUGCUCUUGGUUUUGUGAAAACUGAGUAAAGGGGUAUCGAUGUUGAUGUAAAAUGUAGUUUUUGAACCUCAAUAAAAUAACAUCCCAGUGA
This is a messenger RNA of Xyrichtys novacula (pearly razorfish), 32506 nucleotides long. NCBI's taxonomy places the organism in Eukaryota, Metazoa, Chordata, Actinopteri, Labriformes, Labridae. The record is from the annotation of a GenBank genome assembly.